Messenger RNA from Vitis riparia (riverbank grape), 2884 nucleotides. RefSeq names its product zinc finger CCCH domain-containing protein 29-like. Gene Ontology annotation, molecular function: metal ion binding; protein binding. Bases 354 to 2462 code for a protein of 702 amino acids. The record is from RefSeq and is a predicted model, not a curated record. Lineage: Eukaryota; Viridiplantae; Streptophyta; Magnoliopsida; Vitales; Vitaceae. The transcript has 2 exons.
AAGUCUAGAAACCAAACGGAUUUUCAGUUUUUUUUUCUUUUCUUUUCUUGUUUUUCGGGAAACCAAAGAGAUUACAGCUAAGUUUUGAUUCUGGGCGUCGUGGAAUUAGUCGUUCAAGUUUGAAUUUUUCUCCUCUGGGCUACCAGUUCUGACCGAUUAUUGGGUUGCUUCUAUUGUUGUUGUUAUUAUUAUUAUUUUAUUGUUUGAGUCGGUUCGACGAUUCUAGAAAUGUUGAAUGGGAAGAGCAAACCCUUUAAAUCCCAGAAACUUUUGAGUUUUGUUUUGUUUUUCGGUUGAUGAGGAGAAGAGAAAAUCAAUUUUGAAUCUUAAUAUUUUAUGUUGGUGUUUUCAAGAUGAAAAGCUCACCUCUUGUAAGCAAAUUGGAGGGUUACAUGUGCAGUGGUUCAAAGAGUAAACUCUGCCCAGUCAAUAUGGUGAUGGAGGGAAAAUCUCCAAACCAGGAAGAUGGGAUUUCCUCUAAAUGCUCAGUUUUGCUUGAAUUAUCAGCUUCUGACGAUCUCAAGAGCUUCAGAUGCGAAGUAGAAGAGAAGGGCAUGGAAGUUGACAAGCCAGGCUUUUGGUAUGGAAGGAGACUUGGGUCGAAAAAGAUGGGGUUCGAGGAGAGAACUCCUCUUUCAAUUGCUGCCAUGUUUGGCAGCACCGAGGUGUUGAAGUAUAUAAUCGAAACCGGCAAGGUUGAUGUCAACAGGGCUUGCGGUUCGGACCAGGUGACUGCCCUUCACUGCGCUGCCGCGGGUGGGUCGGUCUCUUCCCUUGAGGUUGUCAAGCUCUUGCUUGACGCUUCUGCAGAUGCUAAUUGUGUUGAUUGUAAUGGGAAUAAGCCUGUGGAUGUGAUUGCCCCUGCUUUGAAAUCCUCCUGUAAUUCAGGGAGGAGAGCUAUGGAGAUGUUGCUGAGAGGUGACCAGGUGAUUGAGCUAGAGCAAGAACAGCAGCCAUCCACAGCUCCACAGCUAUCCAAAGAAGGAAGCGAGAAGAAAGAGUAUCCUAUCGAUAUAUCGCUGCCGGACAUAAACAAUGGGAUAUAUGGAACAGAUGAGUUCAGGAUGUAUACUUUCAAGGUGAAGCCUUGCUCCAGGGCUUACUCCCAUGACUGGACGGAGUGCCCAUUUGUCCAUCCAGGGGAGAACGCCAGGAGGAGAGACCCGAAGAAGUUCCCCUACAGCUGUGUUCCCUGCCCGGAGUACCGCAAGGGUUCUUGCCAGAAAGGGGAUUCUUGUGAGUAUGCUCAUGGUGUGUUCGAGUGCUGGCUCCAUCCCGCCCAGUACCGAACCCGGCUCUGCAAGGAUGAAACUGGGUGUAAUAGGAAAGUUUGUUUCUUCGCCCACAAGCCUGAAGAAUUGCGGCCUUUGUAUGCUUCCACAGGCUCAGCCAUGCCUUCACCAAGGUCUCUUUCAGCUUCUGCAGUGGACAUGGCGACACUGAGUCCAUUGACCCUUGGUUCAUCUGCCUUGCUACUGCCGCCUACUUCGUCGUCUUUGCUGUUGCCUCCCACCUCAACACCGCCCAUGUCUCCAUCUGCAGUCUCUUCAUCGCCAAAGAGCUCCGGUAUGUGGCAGAACAAGGUUAACUUCACCCCACCUAGCCUGCAGCUCCCGGGUAGCAGGCUGAAGUCUGCUUUGAGUGCUAGAGAUUUGGAGUUGGAGUUGGAGCUGCUGGAGCUGGAAAGUCAGCUUACCCACAAGCAAUUGAUGGAUGAGAUGUCUAGUCUCUCCUCUCCAUCCUGCUGGAAUAAGGAAUUCAGUAGGAUCGGAGAACUGAAGCCUACUAAUCUUGAUGAUAUGUUUGGAUCUUUUGAUCCUUCGGUAUUGUCUCAGUUGCAGGGACUCUCAAUGAAAGCCACAACCCCCCAGCUGCAAUCUCCUCAAUUGCAAUCCCCAACUGGGCUUCAGAUGCGGCAGAACAUGAACCAACUGCGGGCGAGCUACCCGACCAAGACCACUGUCACCUCCUCUCCAGUGAGGAAAACCUCCUCAUAUGGGUUUGAUUCAUCAGCUGCAGUAGCAGCAGCAGUGAUGAAUUCAAGGUCUUCUGCUUUCGCAAAGCGCAGCCAGAGCUUCAUCGAUAGGGGAGGUAUGAGCCAUCGCUCACCUGGGUUCACUGCAGCUUCUAAUUCUGCAACCUUGAUGUCAUCCAAUCUUUCUGACUGGAGCUCCCCUGAUGGGAAACUGGAUUGGGGCAUUCAAGGAGAUGAACUCAACAAGCUGAAGAAGUCUGCCUCUUUCGGAUUCCGAACCAACAACACUGCAACAGCAACACAAUCCAUGAUGGCCUCAACUAAUGAACCAGAUGUAUCUUGGGUUAAUUCCCUAGUCAAGGAUGUUCCUCCUGUCUCAUCUGGGCUGUUUGGUUCCCAGCAACAGCCGUACGGCAUUGGGGUUCAUGAGAAGCUCCCUCCAUGGGUGGAGCAAAUGUACAUAGAACAAGAGCAGAUGGUGGCUUAAGCCAACAUAUCUUGCAACUAUCCUCCAUUAUCAUCCUGACAAGUUUGAUAUCUUCAGAAUUCUUAUAAGGUAUUCAACAUUUGUAUGUAGCAUUAGAGAAAGGGAAAAGGGUAGAAAAACAAACCGCAGAACAAGAAAGAUUGAUGGCUCUCAGCUCAUGUAGGAAUAGGAUUAUGAUCAAGGGAAAGCCCAGAUGAAGCAAAGAAGCAGAAAGGAUUAUUUUUCUUUUCUUUUCUUUUCUUUUUUAUAAAUAUUUUUUCAAUUUUUCUCUCUUCUGGGAGUUGUUUUAUAUAUUUCUCAGUAUCAAGAAGAUAAGAGAGCCUGCUGGCUGAGAAGUGUAGCUAUUCUAUUUGUUGUAUUCCAUUAAAAUGGACAAUUGUAUUUUCACUAUAUAUGCUAUUCUUUCUCAAAAACUUCUCAUA